AUGGCGACACUUAAUCCGCUUGUAUGUGUGGUGGAUUUUCAUCAUGCGCGAGGCCCCGAAAUCGAACUCUGGCUUGGUGCAGAAGAGGGGACCGACCCGGCAGCCGACAAUGACUGGUCCCUCUUGCCCUUCAUGGCCCUGAGCGAUGGCGCUCAUGCCUCCACCGAAGACUACUCCUACUUCACCCUCCGCCGUGCACAAACCCCGAACGAGCCCGCAACCUCUCUUUUCGGUAUCUCAUGUACGCGACAACUCGAUGCUAGCAAGCUCAUAGACCGGCCGGCUGAAGUUACAAGGAGUACGGUGCAAAAGGCGGUAGUGGUUAUAAGCAACAGCCCGCAGCAUUUUGGCGCAAUCAAGGCACAGUUGAGUGUUGUUACUCAGCUGUGGUUUGCGCAAAGAGACUUUAGGGACAUUGAGAUAUUGGAGCGGUUCACAGAAAGUCUACCCCAGCUGCUUAAGAACCAGGAAGGGCAGCAGGACCACUACUUCGGUAUCUCUUUGCGCGAGUUCAUACACGAGUUCAAAUGGCAGACUCUGGUUCUUUUCAAGUGCGCUUUACUCCAACCAAAGGUUCUUUUCUUCGGCUCUCAUUGCGAGCGAUUAUGCAUGAUGCAAUUUGCUCUUAUUUCUCUGAUACCCGGCCUUAUUCGCCACCUCCAGGAUGCUGCUGACCCCAAGUUCAAUUCGUGCGAGGAGAAAUGUGUCAUGCCAACGUCGUUGAAAACGUCAGAACGCGCUUCUUUGCUUGCAUAUAUGGGUCUCCCCCUGCAGUUGUUUGGUACAGGCUCGCUGUUCGGACCGUAUACCCCGCUUCAGCAGCUCGAUGUUUUGGCAGAUCAACACACAAAGUCGUACAUUGUUGGCUCUACAAAUUCAUUGUUACUGCAGCAAAAAGAUCGCUACAGUGACAUUCUCAUCAACCUCGAUGAUCAUACGGUGAAUAUCACUUCGGCUUCGCUUCGUCAAGCAUCGGUCCUCUCGACACCAGACCGGCGAUGGAUUGACUUCCUAACCCAGACAGUUCACGAUACAUGGGACGAGUCGGACCCAGGGCGGCCCAAGGACCAUGGGUAUGCUGGCAGUGAAGAAUUUAUCCGCAUGCAGUUUGAAGAGUACCUCCUUGCGAUGCUAAGCUCAGUCAAAUACAAACUGUACAUGGAGAAGCACGCACAUAAAGAGCCCGUACUCACUGAUGUUGAGGGCGACCCGGCCAGCGAGUUCUCGAACGACUGGGUACAGGCCUGGAUGCAGACGGAGAAUUUCCGCAUCUGGAACAAAUUCACAGACUCACAUCUCUUCGACAUUGUCGAUCCCAAGCAUCCUUGCUCGGGUGGUCUCAGCAUGGAAGACGUUCAGCGCCGACUAGCACAGCAGGUAGCAGAAAUGCACCUUGAUGAACGACUCGAAAAGAGUAGAGAAAUCCUCGGAAAGCAGAUCGCUGCAGGGCAGCAAAGGUUCUCCUCCGCCUACAAUAGACUCUGGGCAGAGAUGGAAGCCAUGCGUGAAGCUCAGAAGCAAAGGGCUGAAGAAGCAAGAAUUCAGGCCGAGAAGGAGGGACGAGCAGCCGAGGAAGAAAAGAAGUGGAAAUCACCACAAGCUCCGGAUCUCUCACACGCACAAGCGAGGGCCAGUGCCUACUUCUCUAGUUGGGGCACUUGGGCAAGUGAGAAGAGAAAGGGAUGGGGAAAUAAGACACCUGUAUCCUCACCCGCACCUGAUGAUAACAAACGAGCCGAAGAUUUCAAGAAGGCCAAGGAUGCCUUGAUUGGUGUGGACAUUCCAGCGACUUCACCCCUGCCGAGAGAGAUCAAAAGACGGACUUUGGUAUUUGAUGCUGAGGACAACAAGGCUGAUUUUGACUACGACUUGAUUGAGACUGAAAAGAAGACCGUCAAUGAUGAGAAGGAUAAAGAUGGUGCGGAGAAGGCUACAGAUGGACCUGAGAAGGAUAAAGACAGUGCUGAAAAAGAAAAGGAUACGGUCAAAGAUAAAGAUGAUGUGGUCAAGGAUAAGGGGGAUGAGGUCAAGGAUACGAUUGAUGCGGUCAAGGCCUAA
Messenger RNA from Bipolaris victoriae FI3, 2058 nucleotides. RefSeq lists its product as hypothetical. Gene Ontology annotation, cellular component: cytoplasm. NCBI's taxonomy places the organism in Eukaryota, Fungi, Ascomycota, Dothideomycetes, Pleosporales, Pleosporaceae. The record is from RefSeq and is a predicted model, not a curated record. The transcript is spliced from 7 exons. Bases 1 to 2058 code for a protein of 685 amino acids.